AUGCUCCUGAUUCUACUUGUUCUAGUUCUUUGGACUGAAACAUCAGCUGAUCAGAGCGCAGGUACUAGUCCUGACUAUGCAGAUGUCGUGUUUCUGAUAGACAGCUCUGAUCACCUGGGAACUAAGUCAUUCCCCUUUGUAAGAACAUUCAUUAGCAAAAUGAUCAAUAGUCUUCCCAUAGAGACCAACAAAUACCGCGUGGCCCUGGCCCAGUACAGUGAUGAGCUCCACAAUGAAUUCCAACUGAGCACCUUCAAAUCGAAGAACGCCAUGUUGAACCAUCUCAAGAAGAACUUCAAGUUCCUUGGUGGAUCCCUAAGGAUAGGAAAUGCUCUCCAGGAAGCUCAUAGGACCUAUUUCUCUACACCCACAGAUGGGAGAGACAAGAAACAGUUUCCUCCCAUUUUGGUGGUCCUGGCUUCAGCUGAGUCUGAGGAUGAUGUGGAAGAGGCUGCUAGGGCCUUGCAGAAUGAUGGGGUGAGGAUCGUGUCUGUGGGGAUGCAGAGAGCUUCAGAGGAAACCUUGAAGACCAUGGCCACAUCUCAGUUUCAUUUCUACCUGAGGACAGUUAGAGACCUAGGCAUGUUUUCCCAAAACAUGACACAAAUCAUCAAGGAUGUAACUCAGUACAGGGAAGCAGCAGUUGAUGCUGAUAUACAAAUUCUAAUGCCCAUGGACUGUCAGAGAGAUUCACUUGCUGACCUUGUGUUCUUGAUAGAUGAGUCGCUUGGCACCACACAAAAUUUAAGGUACCUGCAGAGAUUCCUGAAGAAUAUCACCACCUCUGUGGAUGUGAGCUAUAACUGCAUGCGUCUUGGGCUGAUGAGUUACAGUGACAGAGCAGAGACUAUUUCUUUUCUGAAAUCAAGCACAACCCAGUCUCAAUUUCAGCAGCAAAUCCAGAAGCUUUCUGUCCGGCCUGAGAAAUCCAAUGCCGGUGCUGCCAUUGAGAAGAUGAGGAGAGAAGCCUUUUCAGAGUCAAGUGGUAGCAGAAGAGCCCAAGGAGUUCCUCAAGUUGCAGUCCUGGUCACCCACAGACCAUCAGAUGAUGAGGUGCGUGAGGCUGCACUGAAACUUCGACAGGAGGGUGUGACCAUGUUUGCCAUGAGCAUCGAAGGGGCCAACAAUACCCAGUUACAAGAAAUAGUGUCUUACCCUCCAGAACAGACAAUUUCCAAGCUGAAUUCCUAUGCAGACUUGGAAACAUAUAGUAAGAAGUUCCUGAAAAAGCUCCAGAAUGAAAUAUGGUCCCACAUUUCUAUACGGGCUGAACAAGUGGACCUUGAUAAAACUGGCUGUGUGGACACUUAUGAGGCUGAUUUCUAUUUCCUCAUUGAUGGCUCAGGCAGCAUCGAGCUAGAACAGUUUCAGGAAAUCAAGACAUUUAUGUCUGCAGUGACAGAAAUGUUUGUCAUUGGCCCAGACAAAAUCCGAGUUGGAGCUGUGCAGUACUCAGAUGGCAGUACAGAGGAAUUUGCUAUUGGUAUCUAUUCUAAUGAUAUUGAUUUAAAGAAGGCUAUUUUUAACAUCAAGCAACGAGGAGGUGGAACUUGCACGGGGGAAGCCCUGCAAUUUAUGCUGCCAAUAAUAAAGGCGGGAAGGGAGCAGCGGCCAUCUGGAGUUCCCUCCUACCUUAUCGUGCUGACUGAUGGCCAGUCUGCAGACAAAGUCCUGGAACCUGCAGAGAGACUAAGGGCUGAAGGGAUCACCAUCUAUGCAGUUGGCAUUGGGCAGGCCGUUAAGACAGAACUGCUAGAAAUUGCUGGGAAAGAAGAACGGGUUAGCUAUGGGCAGAACUUUGACUCUUUAAAAAGCAUAAAAAAUGAAGUUGUUCAUGGCAUCUGCACUGACAAAGGAUGUGAAGACAUGAAGGCUGACAUCAUGUUUCUGGUGGACAGUUCUUCAAGUAUCGGAGUUGACAAUUACAAGAUCAUGAAAGAUUUCAUGAAAAAUCUGCUAGCUAAGAUCCAAAUUGGUCCAAACAAAGCCCAAAUUGGUGUUGUUCAGUUCAGUACUGAUAGCAAGGAAGAGUUCCCACUUAACAAAUACUUCACGCACAAAGAAAUUUCUGAUGCAAUAGACAUGAUGUCUCUUAUCAAUCAAAACACUCUGACAGGAAAGGCACUGACUUUUGUAGCUGAAUACCUCACCCCCACCAAGGGAGCUCGUCCUAAUGUAAAAAAAUUUCUCAUCCUCAUCACGGAUGGAGAAUCACCGUAUAGUGUGAGAGAACCUGCUAUAGCACUUCGGAACGAAGGUGUGAUCAUCCUCUCUGUGGGGGUGUUUGGUGCCAAUAGAACUCAGCUAGAGGAGAUCAGUGGAGAUGGCAGUCUGGUUUUCCAGGUUGAGAAAUUUGUUGAUCUAAAGGCAAUAGAAAGUAAAUUCCUCUUUCGUGUAUGCACCCUCCAUGAUUGCAAAAGGAUUCAACUUCUAGAUGUGGUAUUUGUUUUGGAUAAUUCAGGCAGCAUAAAUGAACAACAGCAACAAAGCAUGAUUAACCUGACAAUCCAUUUGGUGAAGAAGGCAGAUGUUGGAAGGGAUCGAGUUCAGUUUGGAGCUCUCAGAUAUUCUGAUAAUCCUGAGAUUCUUUUUUACCUUAAUACAUACUCCAAUAAAUCAGGAAUUAUUGAGAACCUGAGGAGGCGUAGGGGCACUGGAGGGAACACCUACACUGCUAAGGCUCUUGACUACUCAAACAUCCUGUUCACGGAAGAACAUGGCAGCCGCAUCAAGGAAAAUGUGAAGCAGAUCCUCAUUGUCAUCACUGAUGGGGAAUCCCAUGACCGAAAUCUGCUCAAAGACAAAGCAUCAAAGUUAAGAGACAAGGGCAUCACCAUCUAUGCAGUGGGUGUAAAAGACGCCGUCAGAGAAGAACUUGAGACUAUGGCAGGGAACACAGAGAAUAUCAUCUUUGUAGAAGAUUUUGACAAACUGAAAGAUAUUUACCUGCCUCUACAGGAAAAUCUGUGUAGCAAGUCACAAGAGGUCUGUAACCUUCAAGAAGCAGAUGUAGUUUUCCUUUGUGAUGGCUCAAAUAUGGUAUCGGAUUCAGAUUUUGCUACCAUGAUAACUUUCUUGUCAAGCCUAAUUGAUAAUUUUGACACUCAGUCUCAGAGAAUGAAAAUCGGAAUGGCUCAAUUUGGGAGCCGCUACCAGGAAAUUAUUGAUUUGGAAAGCUCUUGGAAUAAAACCCAGAUGACAACUCAAAUUCAAAAUAUUCACAAGAGCAAUGGGCGUCCGCGAAUCGAUGUUGCCCUUCAACAUGUGAGCUAUAUGUUUGACUCAUCUGCUGGUGGGAGAAGGAAUGCUGGUGUCCCUCAAACUUUGCUUGUUAUCACAUCCGGCCAUCUACUGUAUGAUGUGACAGAUGCAGUUAAAACCCUGAAAGACCGUGGAAUUUGUGUCCUGGCUUUGGGCAUAGGAGAUGUUCGCAAAGAACAGCUUCUACCAAUAACAGGCAAUUCUGAAAAAAUAAUCACUUUUCCAGAAUUCAACAAAUUAAACGUUGAUGAUACAAAAAAGAGAAUGGUUCGUGAGAUCUGCCAGAGCUGUGGGAAAAGCAAUUGCUACCUCGAUGUAGUAGUUGGGUUCGACAUUUCCACUCUUGUACGGGGGCAGCGUUUAUUCCAGGACCACUUCAAGUUGGAAUCAUACCUCCCAGGCAUCUUAGAGGACAUCAGUUCCAUCAGGGGGGUGAGCUGUGGGGCAGGUGCAGAGUCUCAAGUGAGUGUGGCCUUUAAAGUGAACAAUGAUGAAGAAUUCCCCCCAAAGUUCCAAAUCUACCAGAAAGCAAUAUUUGACAGCCUGAGACAGGUCACCGUCAAUGGCCCAACUCAUCUGAACACUCAGUUCUUGCAGUCGCUAUGGAACACAUUUACGGAUUCACCUGCGUCCCAGGGACAGGUGCUUCUCAUCUUUUCGGAUGGUCUCGAGGAUGCUAACAUCAAAGUGCUUGAAGAUCAAUCAGAUAGACUCAGAGAAGCAGGGCUUGAUGCUCUGCUGGUGGUCUCCCUAAAUGCAACUGCUUAUGAUGAGUUUUCAAGCUUUGAAUUUGGAAAAGGAUUUGAUUACAGGACUCACCUGACCAUUGGAAUGAGAGAACUGGGCAAAAAGCUAUCACAAUACCUGGGGAACAUUGCAGAGAGGACGUGCUGCUGUGCCUUUUGCAAGUGUUCAGGGGCUCCAGGACUUCACGGGAUUCGAGGACAAAGAGCCUUGAAGGGGGCUCCAGGUCUCAAAGGUAGCCGAGGACACCAUGGAGAAGAUGGAGACCCUGGAACACGUGGAUAUAUUGGACCUCCAGGAGAGAAAGGAAUGGUGGGAUGUCCAGGGGAGAUAGGUCAAAAGGGAGCCAAAGGAUAUUCUGGAUAUAAGGGAGAACAUGGAGAAGAUGGGAUUGAUGGAAUAGACGGGGAAGAGGGCUUUCAUGGACUCCCUGGGAAGAAGGGAGAAAAAGGUGAUCCAGGAUUUCAGGGCAGUCCAGGUUCCAGAGGCCAUCCUGGGGAACGUGGGGAGAAGGGUUUCCCAGGGGAUCCUGGUAAUCCAGGACAAAACAAUAACAUCCAAGGACAAAAGGGCUCCAAAGGAGAACAAGGAAGACAAGGUAGACCUGGACAGAAAGGAACGCAAGGCAGUCCCAGUCCCAGAGGAAACAUGGGAAGAGAAGGCCAAAGGGGGCUCCCAGGUGUCCCGGGGCAGCCAGGAAAUUCUGGACUUAAAGGUGCACCAGGAAAUGAAGGAUUACAAGGAGCACAGGGGCUAGAUGGAAUUCCUGGCAGGAAAGGAGAAAAGGGAAGCCAGGGGCAUAAAGGACCACAGGGCUCUCCAGGACCAAUAGGACCCGAAGGGAGCAUUGGAAGGCCUGGACUUUUGGGCAAAAAAGGAGAACCUGGAGCUCUUGGAGACCCAGGGCCAAUGGGACAAAGUGGACAGAGAGGAAAACAGGGAGAUUAUGGCAUCCCAGGCUAUGGUCAGAUGGGACGAAAAGGAGUAAAGGGCCCACGAGGAUUCCCUGGAGAUAUGGGGCAGAAGGGUGAUAUUGGCAAUCCUGGAAAGCCUGGGGAUGGCGGACCCAAAGGAUUCAGGGGACUAAGACUCCCUCUAGGCUUGCAAGGUGAAAAGGGAUCUCCAGGACACCAAGGCCCUCCUGGAAGGAGAGGCCCAAAAGGCCUUGCUGGACAGCCUGAAUUUUCUCAUUGUGAGCUGAUCCAGUUUGUGAGGAAUCACAGUUCUUGUUGGAAAGAAAGGUGUCCGGUGUAUCCAACAGAGCUGGUGUUUGCCCUAGACCAGUCCUAUGACAUCACAGAACAGAGAUUUAAUGAAACAAGGGACAUCAUCAUUUCUCUUGUGAAUGACCUGAACAUCAGGGAAAAUAAUUGCCCUGUGGGAGCAAGAGUUGUUGUGGUUUCAUACGACUCAGACACCAGCUACCUCAUCCGCGGGUCCGACUAUCAUAGCAAGAAGCAACUCCUCCAGCUUCUUUCCCAAAUAAAAUAUCAGAUCCCCACAAAAGCCCAAGACAUUGGCAAUGCAAUGAGGUUUGUUGCCCGGAAUGUUUUCAAGAGGACACAUGCAGGAGCCAACAUGAGGAGAGUUGCUCUGUUUUUCAGCACUGGCCAAGCAGUCAACAAGUUGCCCAUCAUCACAGCCACCAUGGAGUUUAGCGCCCUUGAUAUCAGUCCAGCUGUCUUUGCUUUUAACGAAAGAGACUUCCUUGAUGAGGCUUUUGGGUUUGACAACACUGGGACAUUUCAAGUGAUUCCAAUCCUACCAAAUGAGGACUAUGACCCAUUAGAAAGACUUUGGCACUGUACACUUUGCUAUGAUAAAUGUCUUCCAAAUACUUGCAUCAAAGAGGUUGUUUUACCUGAAAAUUCAUACAUGGAUGUAGCUUUCCUCUUAGACAAUUCUCAAAAUAUAGCAAAUGAUGAAUUUAAGGCAAUGAAGAUAUUGCUGAGCUCAGUGCUUGACAACUUUGACAUUGCCUCAGACCCUUUAACUUCAGACUCUGGUGACAGGAUUACCUUGCUGAGCUAUUCUCCUUUGGAUAGAAGAAGGAAAAGUACGGUGAAAACAGAAUUUGAGUUUACACAAUAUAGCAAUUCAGUACAAAUGAAGACACACAUCCAGAAUUCCCUUCAGCAGCUCAAUGGAGAAACUACCAUUGGCCAAGCCCUACAAUGGGCCAUGGAGAAACUCUUCUCAGGAACACCCAACCUAAGAAAAUAUAAAGUCAUCUUUGUGGUCUCAGCUGGAAAAAAUAUUGAGAGAAAGGAAUUCUUAAAGAAGAUGGCUCUGAGGGCCAAGUGUCAAGGCUAUGCCAUAUUUGUCAUUUCCUUGGGCUCUACACAUAAGGAUGACCUGGAGGAGUUAGCCAGCUACCCACUUGAACACCAUCUGAUACAGCUUGGGAGGAUUCAUAAACCAGAUCUGGACUAUGUUGUGAAGUUUAUUAAGCCAUUUAUAUAUGUAAUAAGACGAGGAUUUAAUCAGUAUCCACCACCAAUGCUUGAGGAUGCCUGUAGACGCCUGAGUUCAGAAGAGGAUUUUCAAAAUGGCUAUCUCCAGUUUGACCGCAAGUCAUAUGAUGUGUCUUCAGGGGAGAAUAGCUUCUUUGGUGAUGAAUCAAGUGGUGGGAGAGUCUCAUCUAUUAUGUUGGAGGACAAUGGAAGUGACGAUUUGAUUUAUAUCCCAAGCCAAAUAGUUAAUCCAAAGAAAGUAAUGAUUAAAUAUGAAAAUGAUGAGGCUCCUGAAGAAAUGGCAAGUCUCACUUCUGGAUAUGAAAAUCAUGGCAGAAAAGAAGAACCAGGUCCUACUUAUGAAUCUAGAAAUGCCUCUCUUCAAGACUAUUACAUGGAUGUGGCUUUCCUCAUAGAUGCUUCCCAUAGAAUAGGACAUGCUGAGUUUCAAGAAGUGAAAGCUUUUAUAACCUCAGUGCUUGAGUACUUUCAUAUUGCCCCAGAUCCUCUGACUUCCAUCUUAGGAGACAGAGUGGCAGUCCUGACCUACUCUCCUCUGGGCUAUAUGCCUAACACUAAAGAAUGCCCAGUCAACCUGGAAUUUGAUUUGAUUACUUAUGACAGUAUAUACCAAAUGAAACAUCAUCUCCAGAACUCUCUUCAGCAACUCAAUGGAGAUGUUUUUAUUGGUCAUGCUCUGCAGUGGACAAUAGACAAUGUCUUUGUAGGAAUUCCCAAUCUGAGGAGAAACAAAGUUAUCUUUAUAAUAUCUGCUGGUGACACCAACCCUUUAGACAAAGAAGUCUUAAUGAAUAUAUCUCUGAGAGCCAAGUGUCAAGGCUAUGCCAUAUUUGUGUUUUCCUUUGGUCCUAUAUACAAUGACAAGGAAUUGGAAGAGUUAGCAAGCCACCCAUUGGAUCAUCACUUAGUCCAGCUUGGCCGAAUCCACAAGCCAAAUUUGGACUAUAUCAUCAAGUUUGUCAAGCCAUUUAUCCAUUCAAUCAGACGUGCAAUCAAUAAAUACCCCCCAGCAGAUCUGAGAGCCAAGUGUGUUAACAUCACCUCUCCCAAUCCGGACAACGUUGGAACAGAAUACACUGUGUUGUGA
This is a messenger RNA of Orycteropus afer afer, 7566 nucleotides long. RefSeq names its product collagen type VI alpha 5 chain (gene COL6A5). Gene Ontology annotation, molecular function: extracellular matrix structural constituent conferring tensile strength. Gene Ontology annotation, biological process: extracellular matrix organization. The record is from RefSeq and is a predicted model, not a curated record. Lineage: Eukaryota; Metazoa; Chordata; Mammalia; Tubulidentata; Orycteropodidae.